Messenger RNA from Nelumbo nucifera (sacred lotus), 2615 nucleotides. Its product is annotated as long-chain-alcohol oxidase FAO4A-like. Gene Ontology annotation, molecular function: flavin adenine dinucleotide binding; long-chain-alcohol oxidase activity. The record is from RefSeq and is a predicted model, not a curated record. Lineage: Eukaryota; Viridiplantae; Streptophyta; Magnoliopsida; Proteales; Nelumbonaceae.
AAAAUUAGAACCUGUAAGUCACAGACUUCGGUUCCUCAUUGCCCCCUUCGUGGCAUUAAUUCGUGGUCGUUGUUUGAUGCCUCAUGUCCUCCUCGUGGCGUUUCUAACCUCAUCACUUCUCUCUCUCUAUCUGUCUGUCUCUGUAGCAUUCACAAUAAGGAGAAAUGAACGGCAACGGAGCCGGGAAAUUCAGUAAUUUUCCGACGAAUGGAGGAGUUAGGCAUACAGUAAUCGAUCUUGGUAGCAUCCGUACUGACCCAGAAUCAAAAUCGACGAAAGCUCCCAAUGAGCUUCAUUCACCAAGUCUCCUGCCGGGUGAGAGAAAACCAUACGUGAAUUCACUCUCCCCUCGUCAAAUGGAAGUACUCACUGCUUUCAGCGACACCCUCUUGCCGUCUGUCUUCCCAGAUAUCAACUGCUCUGGACAACUUGAGGACUCUUUGUUUAAAUUCUACAGAACCUCGGCUUCCAUGGCUGGAACUCCAGAGCUGGUUGGAGGAUUUUUAAGUGGAAAGAUAGAACAUCCGAUGCUGGGUGUUCUACUAUUGGCUCUGUGGCUGUUGUCAACUUGGUUUGGAACGUUCAUACUGUGUGGAAUACCGAGUUUAUCAACCCAAUUUCCUUAUUUCCAGAGGUUCUCUCAAGUUUCUCAGAAGAAACGGGAGAAGAUACUCCUGUCAUGGUCCUCCAGUUCGUUUAACAUCUACAGGAUGCUCUUCAAGACUCUCAAGUAUCUGGUCUUCUUCAUCUUCUUCACUCAGGUAGACGAGAACAAUGAGAACCCAACCUGGAGAGGUAUAGACUACUGUGGUCCUGAUCCAGAUUUCAUAAACAAUCGAACUCGAGAAACUAAAACCCCACAAGGUCAUGAACAUGAAGAACUAUUUGAACCCCUUUACAGAGGCAUCGUUAAUAUGAGACAACCCAGAGAAGCACUCGCCGAAACUCUGCGGCAGUCUGGAUUCCAUGUCCGUCUCCAUCCUCAUCGACGGUAUAAUCCAUCACCGUCACAUCCUUCCUUAACCAUUCGAUGUGAUGCAGUUGUGGUGGGUUCAGGCUCCGGCGGUGGUGUUGCUGCAGGCAUUCUUGCCAAAGCUGGCUACAAAGUUGCUGUCUUAGAGAAGGGAAACUAUUUCGGAAGGAAAAACCUUUCACUCCUGGAAGGGCCAUCCAUGGAUGAAAUGUACUUAAGCGGAGGAUUGAUGGUCACCGAUGAUAUGGGUGUCAUUAUGCUUGCAGGAUCCACCGUCGGUGGAGGCUCCACAAUCAAUUGGUCAGCCUCAAUUCGGACGCCCCAGCAUGUAAUCAGAGAAUGGUGCAACGAAUAUGAGCUUGAGUUAUUCGGUAGCAAGCUUUACAAAGAGGCCAUGGAUGUUGUCUGCAAGCGCAUGGGAGUUCAGCCUGAUGUUGAAGAAGAAAGCUUGAGCAACACAGUGUUGAGAAAAGGAUGCUCCGAGUUGGGCUACCCAGUGAUAACUGCUCCUCGGAACUCACCACCUAAUCACUACUGUGGUUGGUGUUGUUUCGGGUGCAAGGAUGGAAGAAAGAAGGGUACCUCAGAGACAUGGCUGGUGGACUUAGUUGAUUCUGGUAAUGGCGUGAUUCUUCCUGGGUGCGAGGCAUUGAAAAUCUUGCAUGAGAGAAAGAAAGGGAGGAAACGUAACACAGCAACUGGGGUUGUCUUCGAAUUCAACAAUGGAUGGGGGAAAGAUUUCUGUGUUUUGGAGUCGAAGGUGACGAUCGUCGCCGGUGGUGCUCUCUGCACGCCCACACUGCUAAAAAGAAGUGGGCUGAGGAAUUCCAACAUUGGAAAGAACCUGCAUCUUCAUCCGGUGGUGAUGGCAUGGGGUCACUUCCCAAGUAGACCAGCUGACAGUGGGUGGCCGGAAAAAGAUAAGAAGAGCUACAAAGGUGGCAUUAUCACGGCAAUGUCGACCGUCGUUGCAAACUCCGAGGGCUCUGGCUAUGGUGCAGUGAUACAGACACCAAUGCUGCACCCUGGUAUGUUCUCGGUGAUAACUCCAUGGAUAUCCAGCGUCGACAUGAGAGAAAGGAUGUCUAAAUUCUCAAGGACGGCCUACAUAUUUGCAUUGGCCAGAGAUAAAGGCUCAGGCCAAGUGAACUCUCCAAGCUCCAUCAGCUACAGGAUGGAUGCCAUGGAUGAAGAGCACCUGAAGCAAGGACUGGAGAAGAUACUUCGGAUACUGGCAGCAGCAGGAGCAGAAGAGAUUGGAACCAGUCAUUGUUUGGGGAGGAAAGUGAAUGUGAAGAAAGUGAGUUCAAAUGAGUUUGAGAGGUUUGUGAAGAAAGAGAGCAGGAGGGCACUGAGAGACCUCAGAACUCCAAUACCCUCAGCCCAUCAGAUGGGCAGCUGCAGAAUGGGAGUGGACCCAAAGUCGUCGGUGGUGAACCACAGAGGGGAGACGUGGGAGGUGGAGGGGUUGUUCCUGGCAGACUCGAGUGUCUUUCCAACGGCGUUGGGUGUGAAUCCCAUGGUCACCAUUCAGUCCAUCGCUUACUGCACUGCACAGUCGGUGCUUGAAGUGCUUAGGAGGAAGAAGGAUGAUCUAAUAAGUUUUCAAUUCUAGAAGUGUUAUGAUCGAUUGCCCAUUUCA